AUGGCAUCCGCUUCCGACAGCAUAACGGACUCGGAGAUUGAAACGGAUCUGCUGGCAAGUGCGUACGAGGCCAAAGACUCCGCCAUCACGGCCGGAAAGCAUUACGUGGUUGAUUAUGAGGCUACGCGGCUUUCCACGAUUAUGGUGCUUUUCACAUGGAAAGGCACAGUUUUCUACAGCGGCAUUCUCUGGGUGGAGCAGAUCCUAGUGCUAGGCGUCUACGUCGCCACAGCCGUCAUCGUCCGUGAAUGUGGAUUCGAGGAUAAGGCUGCUGAGAAAGAUGCGGCCGGAUUGGCCGACAAGAUGGCAACUUUGGCGGCUUUCUUGUUAGGCUUCUACACUUCCCUGACUGUCAGCCGCUGGUGGCGCCUACGAACCGAUGGCAUCGGAAACAUCUGGUCGGCGACCUCCCAGUUGAACUUGUUCCUGUCGCAGUUCGUCACCCAGGACAAGCAGCUCCUGCAAGCCGUGCGUCGCUACGCACGCGCCUCCCUGGCGAUCAUCUUCAUGAAGAGGCGCUUUGGAGCCCAGAACCUGCCGCAGAAGCUGGAGCUGUUGGUCAAGGAGGGUAUCCUCUAUGAGGACGAGGUGGAGCAGCUUCGAAGGUACAACAACAAUCUGGCGGAGAGCAUUUGGACCUGGAUUGCACACAUCGUGGCUGACCUUGACAAGAAGGGGAAGAUCAAAGGAGAGGUGAUGCUCAACUUCCUUAUGGAGCGGGUCAACCUUGGUCGUGGCGGCGCGGCACUGAUUGGCGCGCAGAUGGGAACCCCCAUCCCUUUGCCGUACAUACACCUCAUGGGCGUCUUGGUGAAGAUCCACAACGCCGUCCUCGGCGUCACCUUGGGCUUCAUCCUCGGGUCCUCCUGGGAGGACAGCCGGUUCACCUGCUGGCUGCUGAGUAUCAAGGCGUUCUUCAUCCCACUCCUCUACAACGCCAUCCUGCUCGUCAACGCGGCCUUGGCAGAUCCUUUCGACGGCGAGGUGAACGACUUCCCCUACAAGAAGUAUGAGGCGGGCAUUGAAGGGGAUGGAGCCAGCUACGUGGAGGCGGGGGAGCACGUGCCGGCGUGGCUGAAGAAGUCGAUCUGA
Molecule: messenger RNA, 1092 nt
Organism: Symbiodinium natans
Lineage: Eukaryota; Dinophyceae; Suessiales; Symbiodiniaceae
Source: the annotation of a GenBank genome assembly